Messenger RNA from Gambusia affinis (western mosquitofish), 3967 nucleotides. It is a transcript of the gene lca5, whose product is annotated as lebercilin LCA5. Gene Ontology annotation, cellular component: axoneme. The record is from RefSeq and is a predicted model, not a curated record. Lineage: Eukaryota; Metazoa; Chordata; Actinopteri; Cyprinodontiformes; Poeciliidae. The transcript is spliced from 10 exons. Gene Ontology annotation, biological process: intraciliary transport. Bases 465 to 2900 code for a protein of 811 amino acids.
ACAAUUGCUGCGGUUGCCAUGGCACAGCGUCGCUGGUUGCACUGAAUCAUGGGGAUUGAAAGAUAAAGGUUACGGUUUGGCGUCUGUGCUAUCGCUGUGUUUACGCGGAUGAUUAAAGGGAAAUAUAUUUAAACGACCAGUCAUUACAGUGUAGUUUCUGAGAGAGCGGAGAGAACAUUUUCUAUUUCAAUUACGGAUAAGUCGGCUAAAGCUCGAACUAGCUUGCUACUACUAGCUAACAUUAGCGGUUUGAAUCUACGAUGAAUCUGGUCCCAGCUCUGAAGUUUGAUCGGAGCGAAACAGUAGAAAAAUAGCAGAAAUAAACGAGCAGCAGGUAGAGCUCAGUUGGAUCAAUUUUUAAACACAGAAAGGGAGGUAAAAACACAGGCCAGUUUAAUGGUUGUUAAAAAAAAAAACUAAGGAAAGAAGAGGCUAAAACAGCAGAAAUGACCUGAAUGUGACACAUGGGAUUCAGCACACAUUAUCAAACAGACAGCAUGGAAGAAUCAGAAAAAGUCCCUGAAGCGAUUGAGGACAACCGGAUUAUAAGUCGCCAGUCCCGUCGAAGCACAAAGAAAGAUUCUCGAGCAUCAUCGGGGCAGAGGCACAGAAAGGACCAUCCGGGAAAAAUUCAGAGAGAAGACACGAUGGUUGGCAGUGUUGACAGCAGAUCAAAAGCAACAACCUGCCGAUCCGAUCCAGAUCGAGACCGGAUUUCAGAUGGAGAGGGUCGGAGAAGUGACGGGUCACUAUAUUCUGAGGACUAUGAGAACGCUACACAGUCGGAACGCUCACUUUCACCUUUCUCCCAGUCACUCACGCCAUCUCCAGUUCCACAGAGAGGGUUCCAGGCAAAGCAGAUUUGUAGAAGUCCACCCCACAAACUGCGUGGGGUUGGGCGCUGGAAUGGAUCUCGGCCACAGCGACCUGGAGGCCUUCCCAUUACACAGCACCACCGCAAGGGAAAUCGGUCUCAAAGCAAAGAGUCUACACCGCCUAAAGACCUGGAUCUGGUGACCAAGCGGAUGCUUUCAGCCCGCCUACUGAAGAUCAAUGAAUUGCGGAACUCUCUUGCUGAACUAAAGCAGCAGAAUGAUGAACUGAAGAAGGAAAAUAGAACUCUAAGACAGCUUCAAGUACGUCAGGAAAAAGCCCUGCAGCGCUACGACGACACAGAAAGUGAGAUUUCCCAGCUCCUGGCGCGCCACUCCAAUGAGAUCCAUGUGCUUCGGGAGCGACUGCGGCGCACACAAGAGCGGGAACGGACAGCUGAGCGGCGGUUAAAGGAGAGCGAGGAGCUGUUGCAUCGGAGCCAAGCCACUGUCACGCGACUAAAGAAGCUGGUGGACCAGCAAGAAUUGGGGACCAGAGAUGAGCUAAGUCGUAGCUUUGAAGAAGAGAAAACUCGGGCCCAAGAGGCACAGCAUAAAGUCAAGGACUUGGAGCGUAGCAUUGAGCUGAUCAACAACAGUUUUCAGAGGCAGCUUGCUGCAGAGAAGAAGAAGACUAUUAAUUCUCAGGAGGAGGUGAAGAUUCUGCAGGAGGAGCUGGACCGACUGACCAAUAAACUCAAGGAAAAGGAAAGAGAGCUAGAUGCUAAAAAUAUUUACUCCAACCGUUUGGUGAAACCAGCAUUGCGGAAAGAUGGUGAAAGUAGCGCAAAGCGGAAACUCACAGUACUCUACAGCACCAAGGCAGUUCAAACUGAAGACAAAAAGUCAAGUCAGGAUUUCCCCUCUCCACCCCCGGCCAUUAAUGACACCCAUGAGUACAGCGGAUCGUCGGCUGGCGAAUACCUGUCUUUGAAGGAUCCUGACAAAGUGGACAAAGCAGCAGAGUCAGAUAAGGUUUCUCAAAAAAGCGAUGAACACAAGACGAGAGGAAGGCAUGAGGAGGAAUUGGUGAGGGAGCAGGAGGCGCAGCAGAAAGAGGGACUCGACCAGGAGCUGAAUGUCCUCAAAAAGAAGCUGAGCAGACUAAAAAAUGACAUAAAGAAAGAACAGGAGGAGGAUGAGGACAGCAAGAAGUCAAAUUCCCUGUUCAGCCAGACAGAAGAAGACAACUACCGGAAGCGCGGCCACGUCCAGGAGGAGGUGGCGCGAUGGAACAAAGAAUCUACGGCCAGUCAGCAGGCGGCAGAGGAAGCACGUCGAAAGAAAGAGCAGCUGUUGGCUAAGAUGCGAGAAAUAGAUCGUCAAAACCAGGAAGCCCAGGAGUCUGUGUUCAAUGAGUCACUUCUUUCUGAAUCCAGAAAAAUUAAUAACGUCGCUUCUCCACAUCCACCUGAGGAUAGAAACUGUAACUUCUCGGUUUUCAACCACUCUGAGUCAGAGGAGACAGGACCGAUGCUGGCUGGAGAUAGAGCAGAUGGAAGGAGGAGACAAAGUGCGGAGCAUGGAGGUUUUACAGUUGGGAGGAGAGCAUUGCGGCCCCAUACCUCCAGUGAUAACCUGGCAUUUGGAAGGUACGCACCUUCGUUUGGACACUUAGCAUCCCAGGUUACCCCUGGCUUCCCUCCAGCUCCGCCUAGCAACGACAAAAACACUGCAUUAGAAGCCAUAGGACUUUUUAAUGUUGGAAUGAUGGUAAUGGAGAAGGAAACAGAAACAAAAACAGAGAAAGACAAGAAAUCAAGCCUCAUGGAGCAGCUGUUUGGUGCCCAGACCAUUCCUGCUGGUGACAGUUUCAGUGCUUCCAAUAAAAUGAAGGCACUUAAUAGCCCUCCAACAACCAACGGGGUACGUUCAAGACGGGAAGGUUUACAUCGCUUCAGUUCGGGUUCCUCCACACCUCCACCGUCUUCCACUAUCAUCGACAAGGCUCUAAACAUUGCAGACAGUAAACCUGCCAUCCGUGCCAUCCCCUCCUUCGAUGACGACAUAGAGGAACUCACUUUAUAAAUCCCCUCCUUUGAUGACGACAUAGAGGAACUCACUUUAUAAAUAAAUAUUUCAAUGGUAGCCAGUGAGUGCAUUCUUUAAUCAGGAUAUAACUCAGGUUGAAAUAAUGAUGAAGGGGAGUCAUUUUUUUCUUGUUAAAUGCUGCGCAAAACAUUUUUUGUGUAGAACCAGCUCAAAUACAAAUAUAUCGACACUGCAUUGACUGCCUACAGUGUCAAUGUAAGCAGUCAAUAGUGUAAUAUAACAGAUAAACUGUGGGGUUACAUACGGGAUUUAAAUUUAUUCUGUGCAUUUACUGACAUUAUAAAUUUUUAGUACACUUUUUCAUCUUGGCAACUUGAUAUUUAGAUCAGUUGUUUGGUUGAGGUGGGCCGGCCUUCACUCUGUCCCCUUAGCGGAUCUGAAUGAGGUCUCCUAAACAAAAUUAUUUAAUUUGAUCAUUAUUAUAAUUAUUAUUACACAUCUGUUGUAUAGAUGAAUUUCUAGUCUUUUGAGAGGUUAAAAUAUAAGAAUAUAUAUUUGAAAUAGUUAGACAAUCAGCAUGUUUAUGCUCAUGAGCAUCUAUAAAUGUUUUUAGAGUAUUGGUGUUGUAUGCCCAGUUGUAACAGAAACAUUAUGACUUGUGUUAUGGCUUUCUUUAUCCUGCACUGAUUCCAAAGGCACAGACAAUGAGCACUAACAUUCUCGUUUUGGAGGAUUUUUAUUCUAUUUUAUAUGUUUGUAUGCUUAAAAUGAUUUUGAUCUUGCUAUACUAUAAACCUGUCAGGGACUACAGAUGAAAAUUAGCCUGUUGGCUAAAUCUUGUCACAUUUUCAGGGUCUGUCCAUGGUAACUGAUGUUCAUAUUUAAAUAAAUAAAUAAAUAAAUAAAUAAAAAUCCAACAUUUAUACAGCAACAUUGCACACAAAUGUAAGCACUCUCAACCUGUCUUUAAUUUUAAUUUAAUUGUACUUAAUUUGUCAGGUAUUUAUAGGCUAUUUGGUAAAUUUUUGUGAAAUUGUUUAUUCUUGUAGAUUGUGUCAUAUUUUUAAAUAAUUCCUGAACAAUAAAAAUAACUUGACUUUUAA